Drosophila gunungcola (fruit fly) is the source of this 1842-nucleotide messenger RNA. RefSeq names its product cytochrome P450 315a1, mitochondrial (gene sad). Bases 171 to 1733 code for a protein of 520 amino acids. The record is from RefSeq and is a predicted model, not a curated record. The transcript is spliced from 6 exons. Gene Ontology annotation, molecular function: heme binding; monooxygenase activity; iron ion binding. Lineage: Eukaryota; Metazoa; Arthropoda; Insecta; Diptera; Drosophilidae. Gene Ontology annotation, cellular component: mitochondrial inner membrane. Gene Ontology annotation, biological process: cortisol metabolic process; cellular response to peptide hormone stimulus; glucocorticoid biosynthetic process.
GUCGAUGGGUUAAAAGGCCCGCUCCGGCCGGCGGGUCGAGUCAGUCUGUCCCUGGCCUGGCCCUUUAUCGGGACGCAUUUUCCGAGCGUUGCAGUUGCAGUUGCCGUUGCCGUUGCAGUUGCUGAGCAGGUGCAGGUGGCUACCCCCCGCUGCCACCGUGACGUGAAGCGAUGAGAGUGAAGAGGGAGCGGCCGGGCCCGCUGAGCUGGCUGCGCCACCUGCUCGACGAGCUCCUGGUGCGAAUCCUCAGCCUGAGCCUCUUUCGGGCCAAGUGCAAGCCGCCGCCUGCGGACAGCUUUUCCGGGCUGGAAUCGUCGCCCGUUGCCAAAUACGUGCCCAUUCCGAGGGUGAAGGGACUGCCGCUAGUCGGGACCCUACUGGAUCUUAUCGCCGCCGGAGGAGCCACGCACCUUCAUAAGUACAUCGAUGCCCGGCACCGGCAGUAUGGACCUAUCUUCCGGGAGCGACUGGGCGGCACUCAGGAUGCAGUGUUCGUGUCGUCAGCGAAUCUGAUGCGUGGAGUCUUCCAGCACGAGGGUCAGUAUCCGCAGCAUCCGCUGCCGGAUGCCUGGACGCUCUAUAACCAGCAGCAUGCCUGCCAACGUGGAUUGUUCUUCAUGGAGGGCGCCGAGUGGCUGCACAACCGACGCAUACUUAAUCGCCUGCUGCUCAACGGAAAUUUGAAUUGGAUGGACGUGCAUAUUGAGAGCUGUACCAGACGGAUGGUGGAGCAGUGGCGGAGUCGCACGGCGGAGGUGGCGAUGGCGGCGAUUCCGCUGGAGGAGGGAGGCGAGAUCCGGAGCUACGAGCUGCCCCUGCUGGAGCAGCAGCUCUAUCGCUGGUCCAUAGAGGUACUGUGCUGCAUAAUGUUCGGGACCAGCGUGCUCACCUGCCCCAAAAUCCAGUCCGCCCUGGAUCACUUCACCCAGAUUGUGCACAAGGUUUUCGAGCAUAGCUCGCGUCUGAUGACAUUUCCGCCCCGUUUGGCCCAGAUGCUGCGCCUGCCCAUCUGGCGCGACUUCGAGGCCAAUGUGGAUGAGGUGCUGCGCGAGGGGGCCGCCAUCAUCGAUCACUGCAUCGGAGUGCAGCAGGAUCAGAAGCAACCACAUGAGGAGGCCCUCUUUCAGCGUCUGCAGGCGGCAGAAGUGCCAGGCGAGAUGAUCAAGCGGAUAUUUGUGGACUUGGUCAUUGCAGCAGGUGACACGACCGCAUUUAGCAGCCAGUGGGCUUUGUUUGCCCUUUCCCAGGAACCGCUGCUCCAGAAACGCUUGGCCAGAGAGCGAUCCACCAAUGAUUCUCGGCUGCUGCAUGGCCUGAUCAAGGAGUCACUGCGUCUGUACCCCGUGGCGCCCUUCAUUGGUCGAUAUCUGCCCCAGGAUGCGCAAUUGGGCGGGCACUUCAUCGAAAAAGACACAAUGGUGCUGCUCUCGCUGUACACGGCUGGGCGCGAUCCGUCUCACUUCGAGCAGCCGGAUAGGGUGCUGCCGGAGCGCUGGUGCAUCGGCCAGUCGGAGCAGGUGCAUCAGUCACACGGCAGCCUGCCCUUCGCCAUUGGCCAGCGGUCUUGCAUCGGUCGCCGUGUGGCAAUCAAGCAGCUGCACUCCCUGCUGGGCCGCUGUGUCUCCCAGUUCGAAAUGAGAUGCCUCAACGAGCAGCCCGUCGACAGCGUACUCCGCAUGGUAACCGUGCCCGACCAGACGCUGCGGUUGGCCCUACGGCCCCGAACCGUGUGAUACAGUCAUACCCGCAUUAACAUAAUCAUAAAAUAGCACUAAUCGUAAUCGUAAUUGUAAUCGUAGUUUCUUUAGUUUUAUACAAAUAUAUAAAUGUCACCUUUAGUAA